AUGAACUCAGGCCAUUAUUCUUCCGCUGCACGUCAUGCCGCCGCCGUCACUACCGGUGGCGGUAGUGGUGCUGGUGGUGCUGUCUACUCGGCCCAACCCGUCGACCAUACGCAAGCCGCCUACCAUCACACUCACUCGCACUUACAGACGCCCGCGCAUUCACCGCAUGGACAGCCACAGUACUACUCGAUGAAUACUGUGAGUACGCCCGCACAAGGGCCCUCAAUGACGAGCCCGCGCGUUCUGCCAAACUUGGACAUCAUGCCCGGUGGCCACUCGCCUGGGUCGGCGACUUCGUCCUUGCCGCAGGGCAGGAAUGGUCCGCCCGCCGGUCCUUCUUCCCCGGCCGCUUCAGCCUCGGGGGCUUCUAGUCCAGCUUCCAAACCCAUCCGUAGGCGCAUGCGCAUGAUCACAUCUUGCCUCGAGUGCCGCCGACGGAAGCUCAAGUGUAACAAGUCCCAGCCAUGCGUCAACUGCAUGAAGUUCUCCCGCGACUGCAUCUACCUUAGCCCCAAGCUUGACGAGGCAAGCCAACUGCGCCUGACCGAGAUCAAGGAGAAGGUCGGCUCCCUCGAGCGACAGUUGGAGCGCGAUGUCGCCAAGACCACCUCUCGCGCCGCCAUGCAGCAAGCCAUCCUCGCCGAUGACGUCGAGGACACCUUUGCCGAGGAGCAGGAUCUUGAGCCUACCGAUAUGACGGCACUUGAUGUAACGUACGAGGAGGACGCAGACGGAACUGACGACCUCAUUGAUCUGGGAGUCCAGGUUGGCCGUAUGCGUAUCACAGAACGAAUUGGCGGCCUAUCUAGACCAAGGAUAGCCGAAGAGAUCUCCGCCGGCAUUUCUGGUGCAGGGGCCCCUUCGGGACCGCCUCCUGGUGGCCCGGUGGGCGGCAUGGGCGGAAUGAUGAGUAUGAUGGGCGGUAGGGGCAUGGGCGGGGCCGGGCGAGGCGGGCCGCCCCGUGGUGGACCGCCUGGGUAUCCCAGUCACAUCGGCCCACCCCCCGGCAUGGAUGCCAUGUCCGUCGUAAGCGGAAGUUCCAACGACUCAAUCCCCGACUUUCUGAGGCCAGGCGAAUCUUACAUUCCGCCUUCGAGCGGUUUCUUCUUCGGCCACUCAUCCGAUGCUCUGUCUCUCGACAGGAGGCUGCCCCAAAAGGAAGCCGCAGAUCGUCUCAUCCAGCAGUAUUUCCAAGCGGUUCAUCCUGUUGCGCGCUGUGUUCACCAGCCAUCCUUUGAGAACGAAUACCGGAAUUUCUGGGAUGACGUAUAUAACAAUAUUGAGCCUCGUGCCUCCAUACAGGCCAUCAUGUUUGCGGCAUGGUUCAGUGCCGCCGUCAGCAUGGACGACCCCACAGUCAGGGAACUAUUCGGCGUCACCAAGGCUAAUCUGAUUGAGCGGAUGAAGGCCGAUGCCGAACAGGCACUGGGAAAGGCCAAUUUCCUCCGCACGACGAGAGUCGAGACCAUGCAGGCCUUCAUCAUGUACAUGCUUCCCCUUUGCAGAGCCGAGGUGUCUCGGGCUCACUCCGUUCUUGUCGGCGCUGCCGUGAGGAUGGCGGAGUGCAUGGGACUGCAUAGAGAUGGAGAGACGUACGGACUGAACCCUUUGGACACCCACGUUCGAAGACUCAUCUGGCACCAACUGUGCUUCCUCGACAUCCGAACUUGUGAAGCGCAAGGACCGAGACCAGCCAUUAGGCGAGAAGACUACGACACCAAGCUGCCGCUUAAUUGCGAAGAAGAUGAGCUUUACGCCGCUGGCCCACCCCCCGAGCCGGCCGAGCAUUUCACCUCGACAUUGCCAUCUCUCAUUCGCUUCGAAUGCAACGAGAUGAUGCGAAUAAUCUGGCUAGACCGCCGCAGACUAGAGAGCCGAAGAACCACCCUGACCGCCAUUCUCACAAAGAUCGAGAACUUUAGACGGCGGAUGGUCGAAAAGUACGACCAUCUCCUCGACGUUACAGUGCCAAUCCAACGGUACGCCAAGCUGGUGAUGAACCUGCUUCUCUACCGCCUUCAUGCCAUGAUCCUUCACCCCUACCACGCCAACGCCAAUAGUCCCAUGACGCAUCGACUGAACAACCUCUUGAUCACAUCCGGCAUCAUGAUUAUUGAGAUAUCUAUACAGCUUGAGAACGACCCCUUGUUCCAUGAAUGGUCGUGGUACCUCGGCGCUUAUCAACAAUUCCAAAUCGCUCUGCUCUUGGCGACGGAGAUAUACUAUCGACCACAAAACCAGGAAGCGCACCGCAUCUGGGCUUGCCUAGAUUAUGUCUUCAACACAGAUCGCAUGUUGCCACCCGAGAUCAAGGGCCUGCAAAUCCUGGGCGAGAUUAUGGGUAAGAUGCAGACAUACCAAAGCAUGCGCAAGAUGCGCGCGCCGACAGGCACAUCACGGGCGGCGCCAAGCAGAAACGCCGUGGGGGCCAAGCAUAGGAACGCCGGGCUGCAGCCGCCGUCUCAACAGUACAAUGCGCAGGACGUGCAGAUGGGCUUCAAAGCAGAACCAAGUAUUGGCAACGGCAUGCAACAGGGCCCGCCCCCGAUGAGCAGUAUGUCACCCCAGGGAAUGUCGCCGCCAAAUGCGCAGAUGGCUGGCCCGCCUCCGGGAAUUGUCUUCGUGGGCGUCUCCAAUGGCGAAGCUAUCUGGAGUAUGCCGCCCGUGAACGCCGACAGCCCGGAGAGCAUCAGCGACGGUGCCAGCGUCGGUGGACACAGACCCUCGCAGCCGGUGAAUAUGAUGAACCCUCUUGAGGGCGUUGACUGGGACAUAAUCAACAACCUGUUCCCCCACGACCCAAACACAGGCGAACUUAACAUCUCUGGCUUCAACGACCCAUCUCUUGGAUUGAUCAACGGAUUCAAUUGGGUACAGCGAUGA
This is a messenger RNA of Colletotrichum graminicola M1.001, 2883 nucleotides long. RefSeq names its product fungal specific transcription factor domain-containing protein. The transcript is spliced from 4 exons. Lineage: Eukaryota; Fungi; Ascomycota; Sordariomycetes; Glomerellales; Glomerellaceae. The coding region runs from base 1 to 2883 and encodes 960 amino acids. The record is from RefSeq and is a predicted model, not a curated record. Gene Ontology annotation, biological process: DNA-templated transcription; regulation of DNA-templated transcription. Gene Ontology annotation, molecular function: DNA-binding transcription factor activity, RNA polymerase II-specific; zinc ion binding; DNA binding.